AUGACAGUUGCGUGGGAUGAAAAGCGAUGCGGUCGAUAUUGGCCAUCGAAUGCUACUACUGGGGGGACGGCCCAACCGAAUGAGGUGAGGGCUGCUGCAAGUGACACAUAUCUUCAGCCAGGCCAGCCCGGUGCUCCAGCCGCUGGAUACCCUGGUACGUACGGGGCGAUUGCUCAGCAGACACAGCCGGCACCAGCGUCAGGCGGCUUGUACUUGCAGGCUGUAGGGCCGGGUGCACCAGCCCCUGGAUACACAGGCACAUAUGGGGCGAAUGCCCAGCAAAUAUCGACGACAGAUCCUGCCGGUGGCUUGUAUGCUCAGCCAGUUGGUCCCAGCGCAUCAGCCACUGGAUACCCUGGCCCUUACGGAGCGAAUGCUCAGCAGAACGAGACGGCACCUGCCGCAGCUGGCUUGUUUGUACAGCCAGUCGGGCAAGGCGUGCCUGCUGGUGCGUACAUCAUGCCGACCGUGUCCAGUGGCGAGCUCAACCAAGGUGGAGCCGUUGCAGGUGGAAUGUAUGCACCACCGCCCGGGACCGCCUUUCCUACACCCAUGUACGUGGGACCUGUCGGCGCAGGCGGACAACAGAUUCAGACCGCCGGAGCUGCCGCACGGCCAGGUCGGCCCGACUGGUCCUGCCAUUGGGUACUUGGGUCAGGUCGGGGCAAAUGCUCAGCAGGGUGGGAUUCAAGCUGCUGCCAGCUGGCACACCCGCAGCGCCGUCCAGGCGGGCCCAGUGGCACCCCUGAAAACCGCCCUUCGGUUAGUAAAAAACACCACAAGAGCAAAACGCCGCAGAAGAAAGCGUCAAUUACACAGCUUGACGGGCCGGCUCCUCUGGGUGCACGUGCUAGUGCCCGACCGAGCCUGACGACGGCUGCUACUGCGAGCAGUAUAUACGCGCCGCAGGCCGAGCAGACCACUACAGCGCCUCCUGGAUUCUUCGGGCCGAUUGACGCAAGGGAUCAGCAGAACGAGAUUGGAGGUGCUGCAUACGUUGGACCUGCUGGGGACAUGCCCAACGCCUACGGUCCCAUGCCACCAAUGCAAGCCGGUGACAACUCGGGCCGUCCAAUCUAUCAAAUUUUCUACAAUCCUUUUCCAUCGCGGAGACCAUCGCGGAAUGCUCCGACACCAGCUCGAAUACCACCGGGUCCCAAGCCCACCAUCAACAUCAAUAUUCCUCGCAAGGAGAACAAACGCCGCCACGUUGAAGUCAACCAGCACGACUUGGCGGUCCACUGGGCGUUCUGCAUUGCCGCCACCGCUGUGCUGAUAUUCACCGUUGUCGGCGCCUUCAUCUACCUUCUCUAUCUUUUCUCUACGCGUUAG
Rhipicephalus microplus (southern cattle tick) is the source of this 1332-nucleotide messenger RNA. RefSeq lists its product as uncharacterized. The record is from RefSeq and is a predicted model, not a curated record. Lineage: Eukaryota; Metazoa; Arthropoda; Arachnida; Ixodida; Ixodidae.